Molecule: messenger RNA, 2433 nt
Organism: Heterobasidion irregulare TC 32-1
Lineage: Eukaryota; Fungi; Basidiomycota; Agaricomycetes; Russulales; Bondarzewiaceae
Exons: 7
Coding region: 51-2030 (659 amino acids)
Source: RefSeq, a predicted model, not a curated record
CGUCGCUCCUCCCUCCGUCCUUUCCGUCCCAUCCGCUCUCCCACACCCCCAUGGAUACCCCCUUCGCGCCACUCGCAACCGUUCCCCGCGAGAUCUGGGAGCACAUCGCCCACUACACCGCCCUCCUUCAUCCCACAGGCCGCCUCUCUGCCCUCAUCCCCUUGCUUUCUACUUGCAAGUUUCUUUACCACAACCUCUGCUUCGACAACAACAAGGCCUUGUAUGCCCGCAUUUUCGACGGAAUGUUCGACCCCGACGCUGCCCACCGCCGCAUGGGGGACAAAGCGAUCCGCUCCCGCAACCUCGCGUCCCAGUUGCGCCUCUACUGCGAGGCCCUCAACCGCAUUCGUCUCGGCGACAUCCACUCUCCCUCUCUUAUCAACGAUUUCUGGACUGCCUACUUCAUGUGUGUGGAGAACGAUGGUCGCAAUAUCGUCCAGCUGAGGGAGGCUGGUAUGCCUCAGCUUGUCGAAAGGUUCGUCUCCGAGAGGCUAUGGGAGAAUCCCGUCAACGGUUGGCCCGUCGAAUCACCCAUCAACUCGCUUGCGCUAUGGAUACUGUGGUGCAUGACCACUCCAGAGUCUCUCGCCGCCGAAAGUCAAGCAACCCGUCAGAACCUCAUCUCUCGCAUCCUGCCCUUUGUCGUGAUGGCCUUCAAGUACCAAUCAUUCUAUGCCCCCGACAACCACUUCCAUCUCCCCCUUCCCGAAGAUUGGCAACGUGAAAACCUCGAAUCAAUACAGACCGCACAUGGCCGCUGGCCCCUUUAUCGCGACGCCAACCAAUCGAUCCAUACCUGCACACACUACGGCUCCACCAUUCGUGUAUGUCCCCCUCCCAUCACCGCACCGGCGAAGCUCCUCUACUUCGCCCGUCGCGAGAUGACCCCGCUUGGUAUUCCGCCUGGUAUGCCUAUUGACCGCGCCGACGCGAUCGCGCGCGGUAUCCUGCGCGGGCCCACCCAGGCCGACGUCAUAGAGGUCAAUUCCCACCGGGGAGCCAAGUGCAUUCUGCCGACGGACUGGGAUUGGAAGGCGAAGCUGACGCCGGAAGAACUUAAGCUCGAGGAGGAAGGUAUAUGGACACGGGAGCUCAAGGCCCCGAGCGCCGCGUGGGACAACGAAUGGGAGCGGAUCGUGUACUGUGGAGAUCCAUGGAGCCAGCCUGAGCUUAAAGGUGUGUUGUACACAUUCGGCGCCUUGAAUGGGCUUUGGCAGGGUAGAUUACUGGUCCCAGAAGAGAACGGCUAUGUCGGCCUAGUCGGCGCGCGCGAAUAUCCUCCUGGAUUCAGCGAACAGUCUCCAUUCUCGUCUACCUGGCCCGUCUUCAUGCGCCUCCGCGAGCACCACUGCAUCAGCCCCGCUAUUCCCGCUUUGGCCGGCCAUAAUCCAAACGACGCGAUCGACGACGGUAUUCGAAACGGCUGGUUCCCCUCCGUGGAGAUACGAGAAUCCGGGGGCAAGGUGACGAUCCAAGACCGUUCCGAGGGCGUGGCCUCGGAAUAUGAGACGUUCGUCGAAGGCCGCCCAAAUUCGCACAACGAGGAGAAGUGUCACAUUUGUGUCAACAACACCGCCUUGCGCGAAGAGGAGCUACAGCAGCGUGUGCAUGCGAAUCGCGCGCGUGCGGAGCAGGCUGACAAGCUGCCACGACACGAGGACUACGAAGAAGAUUUUGCGAUGGUAGACUUGGCCCGCAGUGACAGUCGCUACGGGUCAGAUGACGAGGACACGUACGAGGCAAAGUGCUCCGGGAUACAGGAUAUCAUUUUCACCGGCGAGACCGAUCCUGCACAUGGAAUGGCCUGGGGAAAUUUCUCGUUUCUCGGACGCGUGCGGCCUUGGGACGGCCUCAUCGCGCUGGUGCGCGUUCCUUUGGGCCCACCUGUGGCUCAGGUCGGCCGCCCACGAUGGGUGUUCCGAGGGCAUCUGUACUAUGGCCAGGUCCUGGUGGGCAGCUGGCGUGGUAUGACCACGAGCGUCACCUCGAUUCCUUGGGAGGGCCCGUUCGUCAUGUCCAAGCGCGCUUGAUAUGCUCACGCAAUUUUUGUUUUUGACGAAGCUAUAUACUGAACAUUUACCCUGCAUUUUCUCUCACAAUCUACGACUCCAUCUCUUUCACGUCGAUGCAUCUUUGUUUCUAUCACCAAAAUGCUCACGCUCAUCUCCCCGUUUUCUACCGACUUAGAUAUUGUACAACGCGGCUACAUGUGGCUUCUUUCCAUCUCUCCUCAGGGAUUCCUUGUAUUCUUUACCCGAUGGACGGCACUGGAUCUGGUCUGACUCUCGUAUUGUAUUUUUCAGGAUAUCUAUACUGCUCCAUCUGCGCGCUCGAGAUAUCGAUGCCUCCGCAUUAUUUUGUGCUACAGCCCCUUCCUCCCAUAUAUCCUGCUACUGUAUUCCUAAUGUACGGGGUACCCGCGUUCUUCUCGUG